Molecule: messenger RNA, 840 nt
Organism: Brassica oleracea var. oleracea
Lineage: Eukaryota; Viridiplantae; Streptophyta; Magnoliopsida; Brassicales; Brassicaceae
Product: AT-rich interactive domain-containing protein 1-like
Exons: 4
Coding region: 1-840 (279 amino acids)
Molecular function (GO): DNA binding
Source: RefSeq, a predicted model, not a curated record
AUGACUAGCGAUGGGAGAUCCAUGGAUUUUCUCAGACUUUCCAUCAACGUGAGUAAUAGAGGUGGGUUUAAAGCCGUUUCUGAGAACGUUGCAUGGGAUGAAGUUUGUAGGAGAUGGAUUACAUCCCUCACAAGAGAUACAAGCGUGGGGUUUCCUGGAAUCUUCUAUGAUCUGAUUGGUAGGCUUAGAGACUUUGUAUCUCAAGUGAAGAGUUAUGAGCUGAGGGAAGUAGGAGCAAAGUUCAAAUGCAACAAGGAUCGCUCUUCCAAUGGGAAGAGGAAACGGGAAUGUUUUGUAGAGACUUUGAAAUGGUUAAAUGAGGCUGCCAAGGAUCCUUAUGACACAUCUAUUGGUUCUUUGCCAGAUAGAUCAAAGUGGGAUUCUUAUGGAAGUGAAGAGCCAUGGAAACAGCUUCUUCUGUUUAGGGACUCAAGAAGAAACACUAUUUCACCUUGUCGAAAUAUUUGGAAUAGUGCUGGGCCUAGUUACAAUCUAAGAGAGAGACUCAGUAAUCAGUUUAAUGAGAGGAAAGCUGGGAAGGAUGGCUCGGAUUUGAAGGAUGAAUCAUGUGGUUUACUUGGUUCAGAGUUUCAAGCUGAAGUACCUGACUGGUCUGUCAUCACCUCUGAAAGCGAUUCAAAGUGUUUUGACACUCUGAUAUGGCCACUUAACAUAAAACAAAACAAUAAUAAUCUUCCUAUUGAAAGAGACCCAAUUGGAAAUUCUAACAGUGAUAAAAUGCUCACAAUGCUCGUCUCAGCUAUGGGAGAGUGUGCACUCUCGAUCGUUAGAGAACCAGAGCCGCAAUAUUUCGACGAGGAUUUUCUGCAUGAUUUAUGA